AUGACUCCUUUCUUGAGGAAGUGCAGUGUGCUCUGUACGAACGAAGUGCCGAAUACGGAGUCUCUCAUACUCAUGGGCGAUUUUAAUGCGCAUGUCGGAGCAGACACUGAAAAGAGGAAAUACGUGACCGGAAACAGCGGCCCUGGCGACCUCAACAACAACCGCAUGAAGUUGUUGCGGUUUUGUGCAAACAACGAACUGUCCAUUAUGAACACCUUCUUCGAGCAUCGAAGCGUGCUUCAGUACACCUGGUCAAGGAAGCUAGUGUACCAAAGUCGAUGA
Soboliphyme baturini is the source of this 282-nucleotide messenger RNA. The record is from the annotation of a GenBank genome assembly. Lineage: Eukaryota; Metazoa; Nematoda; Enoplea; Dioctophymatida; Soboliphymatidae.